CAUUCUAUUGUUUUCCUCUAUUUCUUUGCAUUGAUAGCUGAGCAAUAUUCAAUGCUACUUAAGACCCCCACUGUAAAUUGAUGGACAGUCAUUGGCCAUCAGGAGAUCACAUUCUCCAAGACCUACAACAUUUGAUAUAGAUAACUGAUGCCAUUCUAAGCUCCAGCUCCUUUUGCAGAGAGCAGGACCUGGUUCUAGUUGGCUUAGUGUUCCUGUUUCCAUAGCAACAAGAGGGCCUGUAAGAGUUAAAAGAUACAGGAAGUGCGGCUUUCAUUUCCGGCUUGCGUCAGAGCCGCCGGCAACCCGGAAGUUGACGCGGCGCAUUUGCACAUGGCCGCCUCCUGGGAGGAUGCCGCUCGUGGUGUUUUGCGGGCUGCCGUACAGCGGCAAGAGCCGGCGCGUGGAGGAACUCCGUGCGGCCCUGGCAGCUGAGGGCCGCGCGGUGCAGGUGGUGGACGAUGCGGCGGUGCUCGGCGCGGAGGACGCAGCAGUGUAUGGCGAUUCAGUCCGUGAGAAGGCCUUGCGUGGGGCCCUGCGAGCGGCUGUGGAGCGGCGCCUGAGUCGCCAGGACGUGGUCAUCCUCGACUCGCUGAACUACAUCAAGGGCUUCCGUUACGAGCUGUACUGCCUGGCGCGGGCUGCGCGCACUCCGCUCUGCCUCGUCUACUGCGUACGACCAGGCAGUCUGAACGGGGGACUGCGGGUGGCAGGCGUCGUGGAUAAUCCGAACCGGAACGUCAGUGUGAGUUGGAGACCGCGAGCUGAGGAGGGAGGGAGACCUCUGGCGGUGGGCGCCGAUGUCCUCGGGGAACCACAGGCAGUGGCCUCUGUAGUAAAUAGGCAAGCCCAGGCAGAAGUACCUACGGAAUCCGAGCCAAAGGAAACCAGGGCGACAGAUUUUCCAGCUCUCGUGGCUUCGGAAUCCGAGGAAUCUGCAGAGCAUGUGUCUGGUGCUUUUUACCCUCCUGAACUUUUGGAGGCCCUAGCGCUGCGCUUCGAAGCUCCCGACUCUCGGAAUCGCUGGGACCGACCCCUGUUCACCUUGGUGGGCUUAGAGGAACCGUUGCCACUGGCAGAGAUCAGAGCUGCCCUGUUUGAGAACCGGGCUCCUCCACCCCAUCAGUCUACACAGUCCCAGCCACUUGCUUCUGGCAGCUUUCUGCACCAGUUGGACCAGGUCACCAGCCAGGUGCUGGCAGGACUGAUGGAAGCACAGAAGAGUGCAGUCCCCGGAGACUUGCUUAAGCUUCCUGGCACCACAGAACACCUGCGGUUUACCAGGCCUUUGACCAUGGCAGAACUGAGUCGCCUCCGUCGUCAGUUUAUUUCCUACACCAAAAUGCAUCCCAACAAUGAGAACCUGCCUCAACUGGCCAACAUGUUUCUGCAGUAUUUGAGCCAGAGCCUGCACUAACCGGAGCAAGUGAGUGGGAAAACCAUGGUUUCUUGUCUAACCACUACAUUUGUCUGGGAAGAAUAAAGUUCUGCAGAAUAUAUUGACAUGUACUAGAGCUGUUGUGACUGAUUCACUCAUACCCUCCUGGACCCCUCUGUGCCAGGCCUUGAGUUUACAGCAAAUCUGAUACUAGAGAAUGGAGAACUGUCUGAAGAUCUAGGCAAGAAGGACAGAGCUUAAGUGGACAGAGCUUGCAUAGAUUGAGUUCUAUUUGGGCUGUCACACACCAUUGAUUUCUCACAUCUGAAGUGUGGGAGAGCAGACAAGAUGGAUAAAUUGUUUAUAAUAAUUGUGAACAGAACUGAACAUAGCACAAUUCUACAUCUGUGCUGGCCUUUUCUUCAUACCACAGUUUUUUAAGUACUAGUCUCUAACCUGGGGCCUGGGGUCACAGAUAGAUCCACUGGUUUCUAUCCUUGGGAAGCUUUGGUUCUAGUGGAAUUGAAAGAUAAAACCACUAGAUUAUUUCAUUUAAUAAAAUCUUUUAUAAAAA
Molecule: messenger RNA, 1949 nt
Organism: Capra hircus (goat)
Lineage: Eukaryota; Metazoa; Chordata; Mammalia; Artiodactyla; Bovidae
Gene: KTI12
Product: KTI12 chromatin associated homolog
Exons: 1
Coding region: 350-1414 (354 amino acids)
Source: RefSeq, a predicted model, not a curated record